AUGGGGCAGGCAGAGCCGCGGUGUUCCCCUGCCAGGCACCGGCAGAGCCCCACCGAGGAAGGGGACAAAUGCUUGAGGAAACUCUCCAGUGGGCUUUAUACGUUUCAGACCUACCUUCAAUACGUACAAGAAACUUUUACCAGUGAAAAGCAAAAUGUUGAAUCGCUGUGCUAUAGUACAGAGCACCUGGCACGCACCAUAAGACAGAUGGUGAUAAACCCCGAUGAAGUGAUCAUCCCAGACUCAGCUACCCAGGAAUCCCUCCGCGCAAAGCUGAAGUCCGAUAAGACCUGGAUAGAGAAAAUCACCAUCCACCUCAUCCUCCGAGACUUUACUUCAUUUAUGGAGAAAACCGUGAGGGCUGUUCGCUAUUUGAAAAAUACCAGGAGUUUCAGUGUCUGAAUGUUUUAAUUCAGGCACAAUCCUUUGUUACAAAUCUGUCAUGUGGCAGAUGACAGUGUUGUUCUGUUUUAAGAACCAGAAAUAGUAACAAUGGUUUGCAUUUAUAUACAUUCUCAUUUCCUUCUAGGAACCUAUUUAUUGUAUUUAAAAAUAUU
Molecule: messenger RNA, 557 nt
Organism: Pygoscelis adeliae (Adelie penguin)
Lineage: Eukaryota; Metazoa; Chordata; Aves; Sphenisciformes; Spheniscidae
Gene: IL6
Product: interleukin 6
Exons: 3
Coding region: 1-402 (133 amino acids)
Biological process (GO): positive regulation of cell population proliferation; immune response; T-helper 17 cell lineage commitment
Cellular component (GO): extracellular region
Molecular function (GO): interleukin-6 receptor binding; cytokine activity; growth factor activity
Source: RefSeq, a predicted model, not a curated record